AUGGGUGGCAAAACUAAGCAUGCACAAAGGACAAAGAAUAAUGUUAAGCCCUCCAGUAGCGCGCGCAGUGCCGAACUACUGGGUACCACAGCACCGGUAUUUGUGGGCUUUUCAGCCCAUUCCGAUUUGGGGCUGAUACCAUUCGUACCCGGUUUUGGAACAGCCGCUGAACAAAUGCCCGAUACCUUUGAUGCCAGCAUUUCAACACCAUAUCAAUUGACCCUAAAGAAGCUAUCGAAAAAAGAUCCCAUGACCAAAAAGAAAGCGCUGCAGGAAUUCAUCGACCUCAUCAAUCAAUCGGAUAUGGAUGAAUUGAAAACGAUAUUACCCCUCUGGCCGAAAUUCUAUCAAAAUUUGGCCACCGAUCCGGAACAUUCAGUACGUGAACUCACCCAGACGGUACUGCAAAUACUCGUCACGAAAUGUAAAAAAGCCAUAGCACCCUAUUUGAAACAACUCGUCCCGGUCUGGCUGGCCAGUCAAUAUGAUAAUUAUGCUCCCGCGGCCAGUAUAGCUAGCAACUGUUUUACGGAAACAUUCGGCGCUAAGCUGGCCGAUGUUUGCGUCCACUGUCAGGUGGAUAUUUUAGAAUAUGCCAGUCGUAAUUUGACAUUUCACACAGCCGCUACCCUAUCGACGGGUAAAAGUUUAACUGCCGAGGAGGCAGAACAAAAAUAUCAACGUGUUGUCGUCAGCAGUCUCAAGGAGUUGUCGUUUUUUGUCGAACAAACUCAAAAGGCCGAGGAUCAAAGUAAAAUCAAGGAACUGCUGGCAAAACUAUUGGAACAUCAGAAAUUCUUUAGUUUUGCCAAAAAUAAAUUGAAUGCCAUAAAGGCAGCAUGGUUCGAAUUCUUCUAUCAUCUACUACAAAGCCCGGAGCUAUUGGAAAUUGUGUCGGAACAUAAAACCCAAGUGACCACAGUGUCAUUUCAAAAUAUUGAUGAAUCGGAUCCCUUGGUGGCACCCCACGUCUGGGGUUGUAUAUUGCUGAUACAGGCUAAUUUUAAAGAUUGGUCCCAAACAAUUGAUUUCCGUGAAAAAGUAUGGCCGAAAUUUAGUCAUUUACUACGAAAUGGCUUCAAUCGUAAUGCCCAGGCAAUCUGCCCCAACAUUUUACCCUUCUUUUCCCAGCUCAGUCACGUUACUCCGGACAUUUUGGAAUAUCAUAAUUUUAUUAAACAAUUCUUUGAUCAUCUCAAAGAAGUUCUACUACCCAGCGAUGCCGCACCAGCAAUUUCCAAACAGGAUACAAUUAUAAUAAUUAAAACCUACUUCGAAUGUCUGCGAUAUCUAAGUCAAAAAAUCAAUGUAACUUCCAAGGAGGAAACUGGAAUUUCAAAAGAAAAUCAAGAACUAUUGGAACGCCUGCUCGAGGAGAAUGUAAUGGAACCGCUGGAAAAAUGCUUGGACAGCACAAAUGCUGUGGCAACACGUUACAUUUUUCAAAAUGCCUGUACUCUGGUGGCAUUUUUCGAUCGGCAACAUGGCACUUCAAAAAUCUAUCAACUGCUGUUAGAUAAAUUUUGGUCGGCCCUAUUCAAAGUGACCACCGGGGGUCUAAAUCAAUCGGAUGAUGUCAGUGAAUUAUAUUUGGAACGGGUCAUUGAGCUAAUCAAUGACCUCUACGUGGCCAAUCCAAGUUUGGAAGAGCACAAGGUGAAAUUUAUUGAACCCGAAGUGGUGACAGAGGAGAACGCAGAAGAAAAUUCCACCACCCAGGAACGUCCACGUACACCAAAAUCCCCUAACCACGCAGCGGCUGCUGAUUUCCGCCAGAAAGAAUUAAAACAAUUGGUUUUACAAUUGUUAAGGAUCUGCAUUCAAAAAACUCAAACCCUCAAAACAUCGAAAUACAUUAAAAAUGUCCGACUGUUAUGUAAUAUGUUCAAUGAUUGUGAUUUCUAUACGAAGCUAAGUGAAAAGGAGAGCCUCGAUGCAGCUCUAAUGACAUUUGUCCAGCUGCUAAGUGGUGCAUCCUUUAUGAACGACAACGAGGCCUGUGAAAUUGUCGUCGAUGUUAUUUUUGAAAUACUCGCACAUUUUGAGAAGUCCAAACGUUUUGAAUAUAUCGAUAAGGAAUUGAUAAAGAUUCCCCAUCAUCUGACACAAACCCUGGUUUUAAAUCGCCUACUUUCCCAUCCAUUGUGUAUUGAACCGGAAAUUCGAACAAUUCUAUCCCAGCCGGAAAUAACGAAAAUCAUUCAUCAAGUUGCCAUCGAUGUGGUGAAAAAUAAUUCCAAAGAUCUUUUCAAUCUUUUGCAUAAAUGUUUCUUUGAGACGGAUACCGGAGAGAUAUUGAUAACCCCACAAACUGUCGAUAUAAUACUAAUGACCUUGUCGAAACCUCUUACCGAAGAUGGAGAGGCAGAAGAAGAAGAUGCUGAAAAUGACGAAGAAGAUGAACCCCUGCAAACCGAUGUCGAUGCUUGCGGUAGUUUUAUAGCCCAAAUAAUGCCGGUGGUCUGCUCCAAAGAGAAUGCCUCCCUCUCCGUGAAACAUGAAAUUUUUGUUCGGCUCUUCACAUUUAGUAUACAGAAAUCGGUUAACGAUUAUAUAUCCGAGGAUACCCUGUGGGAAAUAACAACAUGUUGGCAGGAUGCUUUAUCAAGUGAGGAUAUCCUAUUGGACGAUGAGCUAUUGGCGAGAUGUUCGCAAAUCAUUGAUGAACAGGCAGCCAAGGCAGAGUUGAUCCCAACAAAUAUUGAUUCCAUAGCGGAGGCAACAGCCAAAUUUGUAACCUGUUCCACGGAGAACAUCGAAGAUGAAAAGGAACGUUACACAAAAAUCGAUGACAUUCUCAAGGCCAUUCUGCGAAAUGAUGGCCAAAAAGAAAAUGAACUGCUGAAUGUUUGUCUAUUCAUCGAAUCCCUCAAGGGAUUGGCCACACCCAGUUCGGGUUUUACCAAAAAUGUGAAUAACAUCGAUGGCUUACACAACCUCCUGCAAAGAUCUCUAUUGAAUUUCUCCAUACUCAGUAAAUUGGUGUGUGGCAAGACACCUGAGAGCAGCCUGCAAAAUAAAAACACUGAAGCCGCCUCCGCUGCUGGUGCCUCCAGCAAUGAUGAGGAGAUUACUGAAGAUUAUUGUGAUCCAAAUGAAAAUCUCCUCAAAGUGUGGUCCAACUAUCUACAAAUGGAACUACUGAAAUACAUUAAUCUAGCAGCGGCUGGAGAUUCCCUCAUCGCAAAUUGUGAAUCGCUAAAAGACACCAUCCAAACCCUCUGCUUAGAACUUUCCGAAAAGGCCCAAUCAUUGCUGCGCAAUGCUGGAGAAUUAAGUAUAACCCUGAAGGAACUGCUGAUGGAACAAUCGGCCAAGGAGCAACACUUGGCCUAUUAUCGUUCCUUACCAUAUCUGGUGAAUAUUCCGCAAUAUGCGCAAUUUGAAGAGAGCGGUCCACUGCUAUUGGCCGAGGAUUUACAGGAGUAUUUUGCCCAGAGGAAAACCUUCAAAGCCUAUAUGGGAGCCCUACAAUAUAUUCUACCAAAAUUGGAAGCCAAAACCAUCGAUUUACAAUGUCCGAUAAUGCGUUGUGAACCCGCUGAGAUCUGGAUAAAGGCUGGUGUAUUUCAUGCUCUUCUCGAGAAUAAUUUCUCCCUGUCAUAUAACGAGAAAUCCGAUGAGAAUAUUAUUUCAAUUACCGUGCAAUUUAUUACCGAACAUUCGGAUAAGUUGCAUACGCAAAAGGAUUUGUUGUUGUAUCAGAGUGAAAUACCCAAACAGGACCUGGUCAACAUCUUAAAUGCCGUCGAAUAUAUAAAAUUAUUAGCCUGUGCCCUGCAGCGUAUACCCCAUCAGUUGACAAUUAAAAAUUGGGAUGUCAUUCGCAUCGGUUUGGGUCAUUGGAUAUUGAGUGUUACAAAAUCGUUGGAUUAUGCCUUGGAAAAUGCCGACCAGAAGAGUUUAUAUUUCACCCUGCAUGUUUUUAAAUUAUUUGCCGCGCUGACGAAAUUUUUCCACGAGGAAAAACAAAAAAGUUCUACCGAACUUUUGAAAAAUGUCUACGAUGAAUGGUUGAAUGUGUUUUCGCGCGAUGUCUACUUGACAAUAUUCAAAACGUUCUAUAAGAUAUGUCAAUAUCAGGAUAUUAAGGACGAUUUCAAGGAUUGCUGGGAAGUCUUCCUCAACGAAUUAACCACGACCAUGGAGUAUUUGGAUUAUGGAAUUAUUUACGCGUUCUGCAAAUCAUCCACCCAACUAACCCUGGAUCAUAUCUGCAAUUUCUUGUUGAAAAAUCUCUCCAGUCCGGUACAUUCGCUGCGCACCCUUAGCAUGUAUAUGAUGCGUAAUUUAACACCCUAUUUUGUGGCCGAUGAUAUUGAAAUGUAUGACAUAAAAUCGGAACAAAUCGACAAGGAUGAACACAAGACGAUAAAAUGGCAUUUCUUAAAUCGUUUUGAAGAUUAUCUGGGACGUUAUGAUAUGCCCAUAAGGAAAUAUUUACAAGAGUUUAGUUUCAAAUUGACUGAAAUCUCUGAACUGCAACCGGUCGAUCGCCAUGAAGCCUUUUCAUAUCUAAUGCUUUGGGAUUGUAUCAUUUAUGCCUGUGCCAAGUCACCGGUGGCUUUGCGUUCGGUUUAUACCACAUUUUUACAUGAAAAUAAAUACGAGGAGAAUUUACUGCACUUCCUGUUCCGUUGUAUGCCAGUGGAAAUUUUAAAGAAUCACAGUACCAAACAGCUGAAUAAUGACAUCUUCAAGGGUCUAACAUGGUCACAAAUAAAGGAUCCCAACUUAUCAUUGGAGAAAUACACCUGCCACCUUUACACCGAUGUCCUUAGUAAAUUACCCGCUGUCGUACGUAAAUGGUGGAAUACCAGUCCAUCACGACAAAAGACCUUUGUCGAUACCCUUACAACGAAUUUCGUAUCACCUAUCAUUUGUCAAGAAGAACUAAUGGCCAUUGCUGGGAAGAAGGAUAAACAUGAAAAUAUGCAGGUUACCGUACACAUAUCGACACGAGAAGUUUUGGCUGUCUAUGCCAUUGAUGAGGCACGAAUGGAAUUGGUCAUAACCUUGGCAUCAAAUUACCCUUUGGGUUCCGUUAAGGUCGAUUGUAAUAAGCAAAUUGGUGGCCGAGCCUCAUCACGUAAUGUUGCCAUGCAAUUGACCAUUUUCCUCACCCAUCAGAACGGCACAAUUUUCGAUGGCCUGGCCCUGUGGAAAAAUAAUCUGGACAAGAAAUUAGAGGGUGUCGAAGAGUGCUAUGUCUGUUAUACAGUCAUACAUCAGGAUACUUGCCAGUUGCCGAAAUUGACAUGUAAAACAUGUAAAAAGAAAUUCCAUGGGCCAUGUUUGUAUAAAUGGUUCACAACCAGUUCCAAAUCAACAUGCCCCAUCUGUAGAAAUGUCUUCUAAUUAUUCAGCAAAAAAAGAAAUCUAUA
Molecule: messenger RNA, 5384 nt
Organism: Musca vetustissima
Lineage: Eukaryota; Metazoa; Arthropoda; Insecta; Diptera; Muscidae
Gene: Ltn1
Product: E3 ubiquitin-protein ligase listerin
Exons: 14
Coding region: 1-5358 (1785 amino acids)
Biological process (GO): ribosome-associated ubiquitin-dependent protein catabolic process; rescue of stalled cytosolic ribosome
Cellular component (GO): cytosol; RQC complex
Molecular function (GO): ubiquitin protein ligase activity; ribosomal large subunit binding
Source: RefSeq, a predicted model, not a curated record